Lycium barbarum (goji berry) is the source of this 1428-nucleotide messenger RNA. Its product is annotated as large ribosomal subunit protein uL18-like. Gene Ontology annotation, molecular function: structural constituent of ribosome; 5S rRNA binding. The transcript is spliced from 9 exons. Lineage: Eukaryota; Viridiplantae; Streptophyta; Magnoliopsida; Solanales; Solanaceae. Gene Ontology annotation, biological process: translation; ribosomal large subunit assembly. The record is from RefSeq and is a predicted model, not a curated record. Bases 236 to 1138 code for a protein of 300 amino acids. Gene Ontology annotation, cellular component: ribosome; cytosolic large ribosomal subunit.
ACCGCAAAUUUACAGGUUCUUUGCAAACAAAGCCAAAUGGAAACGGCCAUCAGAAAGACAGAAAGCCCUUUGGGGUCUCUAGUGGAAGGGCAGUAAGGUCAAAAUACAUGACUAGGGUUUUGUGUGUAGUUAUUUGAUGUUGCCCUGACAGCAGUAUUAAUUCUCUUCACAAACAAACAGCUUGCUCCUCAUUCCCCCCACCCCCAUCCCCCAUCCCCCGCCGCCAGGAGGAACAAUGGCAUUCAUCAAAGUCCAGAAGACUAGGGCUUACUUUAAGCGUUACCAGGUUAAAUUCAAGAGAAGGAGAGAGGGAAAGACUGACUAUAGAGCAAGGAAUCGCUUGAUAAAUCAGGACAAAAACAAGUACAAUACUCCAAAAUAUCGUCUUGUUGUCCGAUUUACUAAUCAGGACAUAAUAGCCCAAAUUGUGUCAGCUAGCAUAGCUGGUGAUAUGAUUCUUGCCUCUGCAUAUGCCCGUGAGCUGCCUCAUUUUGGCCUUGAAGUUGGACUGACAAAUUAUGCUGCUGCAUACUGUACUGGACUUCUCUUGGCAAGACGAGUUCUCAAGAAGCUCGAAAUGGAUGAGGAGUAUCAAGGAAACCCUGAGGCCAGUGGGGAGGAUUACUCAGUUGAACCUGCUGAAAGCAGGAGGCCCUUCCGUGCUCUCUUGGAUGUGGGCCUUAUUAGAACUACUACUGGAAAUCGUGUUUUUGGUGCUCUCAAGGGUGCAUUGGAUGGUGGGCUUGAUAUUCCUCAUGGCGAGAAGAGGUUUGCUGGAUUCAGCAAGGACUCCAAGCAGCUUGAUGCUGAUGUUCACCGCAAGUACAUCUAUGGUGGCCAUGUUGCAACAUAUAUGAAGACUUUGAUAGAAGAUGAGCCUGAGAAAUUUCAGUCUCACUUUAGUGAGUACAUUAAGCGGGGUCUUGAGGCUGAUGAUCUCGAACAGAUGUACAAGAAGGUUCAUGCUGCCAUACGUUCUGAUCCAAGCCCAAAGAAAUCCGGGAAGCAGCCUCCCAAGCAGCACAAGAGGUACAAUCUGAAGAAGCUGACUUAUGAGGAAAGGAAGGCUAAGUUGAUUGAAAGACUGAAUGCUUUGAAUUCAGCUGCUGGAAAUGAUGAUGAGUCUGAUGAUGAGUGAACAACACUAGAAUUAUGAAAUUAGGGUUUUGUGAUACUGUUGUUUCUUCCUAGACAGAAAUUUCAGUUUUGCAUGCUUUAGUAGAGUUGUUCUUCCUGUUUGACAAUGUGAGGUUAGAUUUGCCAAGUGCACAAAUCCCAUGAAGUAAUUUUGGAACCUUGACUCAUCGCUUUGGAUCUACAAACGCACUGGGAAUUGCUUUUUGAUUAUUUUUGUUUUGUUUAAUGGAAUAGUUGAUUUCUUUAUGAUGAAAGUCGAGCAUCUAUGAAGUGCAUCAUUUAUGUUGUGAA